GUGCGUUGCAUAACUACAAUUCUAAACAGUUAAGCAGACGGAAAUCUUCCACACAAGCUCCACUAUCACCGCUAGCAAGAACGCCAUCACCUUCGGUCUCCCCGUCUCACCAAAAGUCUUCAAAACGCAGCUCGUCACCGCUAGCUGCUCGAACUUCCUUAUCCCCAAUUCACCCUAGAACACUCAAUGUGUCCUCGUCACCCUCUCACAGACCUGCGUCACCACUACUGAGACGUGCGUUGUCUCCAGAACGGUUUAAAACGGCACCUGCCGGACAGAUUAAGUUUGAGGUAAUUCAUAGUGACGACAAGAAGUUAAGGAGUGCAAUGAGUUUUGAUAAGCCAGACAGCGGUACUAAAAAGACUUGA
Paramuricea clavata is the source of this 368-nucleotide messenger RNA. Lineage: Eukaryota; Metazoa; Cnidaria; Anthozoa; Malacalcyonacea; Plexauridae. The record is from the annotation of a GenBank genome assembly.